Messenger RNA from Bufo gargarizans (Asiatic toad), 1657 nucleotides. Its product is annotated as gastrula zinc finger protein XlCGF8.2DB-like. Bases 483 to 1391 code for a protein of 302 amino acids. Lineage: Eukaryota; Metazoa; Chordata; Amphibia; Anura; Bufonidae. The record is from RefSeq and is a predicted model, not a curated record. The transcript has 3 exons.
CAGGAUCACUGAGCUGCUGAGCGGAGAGGUUCCUAUAAGAUGUCAGGAUGUCGCUGUCUAUUUCUCCAUGGAGGAGUGGGAGUAUUUAGAAGGACACAAGGAUCUGUACAAGGACGUCAUGAUGGAGAAUCACCAGCCCCUCACAUCACCGGGUGAAGACUGGAUGGGUGACUCCAAUGGACAUCUCCAUUUAUCUACCUAUCAUGAAGCAGAAGAUAACCAUAUCACACAAGCUAAUUCAAUAACUUUUAAUGCACCCUCAGUCCUUCACAGUGAAGAUCUAUCCACUGACAUCAGUGGUCACAAGAAACCUUCAUCUAAUCAAUCACUCAUUGGCAAACAAAUAACUGGUCAUAAAUGGGAGGAAAUAUUUUCAUGUGAGAAACAGUUUAAAAAUAAAUUAACCUUUCUUUGUAUGAGAGAAACGCAGAGAUAAAAGGUCAUUUUCAUGCGCAGAAUGUGGAAAAUCUUUUACCAGGAAAAUGAAUCUAGUAGAACAUGAGAGAAUUCACACAGGGGAGAAGCCGUAUUCAUGUUCAGAAUGUGGGAAAUGUUUUAGUCGCAAAUCAGAUAUUAAUAGAAAUGAGAGAACUCCCACAGGAGAGAAACCAUUUUUAUGUCCUGAAUGUGGGAAAGGUUUCCAUCAGAAAUCAAAUCUUGGGGAACAUCUAAAAUUUCACACAGGAGAGAAGGCGUUUUCAUGCUCAGAAUGUGGAAAACGUUAUACCCUUAAAUCAAAUCUACUUUAUCAUCUGAGAACUCACAAAAGAGAUAAGCCAUUUUCAUGCUCAGAAUGCGGGAAAUCUUUUAUUCAAAAAUCGGAUUUUGAUAGACAUCACAGAACUCACACAGGAGAGAAGCCAUUUCCAUGCUCAGAAUGUGGGAAGCAUUUUAGUCAAAAAUCACAUCUUGUGGAACAUCUCAGAGUCCACACAGGAGAGAAGCUAUUUUCAUGUUCUGAAUGUAGAACAUGUUUUACCCAUAAAUCCGAUCUGCUUCAUCAUCAGAGAACUCACAAAACAGAGAAAACAUUUCUAUGCUCAGAAUGUGACGCAUAUUUUGCCAAUAACACAAAUAAUCAGAUUUCACAAUGUGGGACAUGUUUUAGUCAAACUCACAAAGGAAAGAAACCAUUUUCAUGUUCUGAAUGUGAGAAGAGUUUUAUUCAGAAAUCCUUUCUUGUGGAACAUCUAAGAAUUCACACAGGAGUGAAAUCAUUUUCAUGCUCUGAAUGUGGGAGAUGUUUUAGUCAAAAAUCUAAUCUUGAUAGACAUCAGAAAACUCACACAGGAGAGAAGCCAUAUUCAUGCUCAGAAUGUGGGAAAUGUUUUAGCCUGAGAUCAGGUCUUCUUAGACAUCAGAGAACUCACACAAGAGAGAAACCUUUAUAAAAUUCAGAUUGUAGGAAAUGUGGCAUGUGUAGAUCUCCUUUGCGGGACCUGCUCCCUAACAAUGCCUUCCGGUGUCCACAUAACAUUAUAUUACAUGAACUUUAUACAUCAUACUAUACUGUACAAUACAACAAAGAAUAUGAGUCUCAGGUUUUUAUGGAAUUCAUUGUGUGACUACCGGUCCAGUAAUUGGUACGAUUAUGGUGACACCAAAUUUGUAUAGUUUUUAUUAUGUUUUACUACUUAAAGGGUUUCUACCACCUCAU